Messenger RNA from Rhopalosiphum padi (bird cherry-oat aphid), 986 nucleotides. Its product is annotated as putative glutathione-specific gamma-glutamylcyclotransferase 2. The record is from RefSeq and is a predicted model, not a curated record. The coding region runs from base 245 to 874 and encodes 209 amino acids. Gene Ontology annotation, cellular component: cytoplasm. Gene Ontology annotation, biological process: glutathione catabolic process. Gene Ontology annotation, molecular function: gamma-glutamylcyclotransferase activity; glutathione specific gamma-glutamylcyclotransferase activity. The transcript is spliced from 3 exons. NCBI's taxonomy places the organism in Eukaryota, Metazoa, Arthropoda, Insecta, Hemiptera, Aphididae.
AAAUGUUGGAGCUUUUUAAAUAAAAAUAUGUCUAGUAAGUUGUUACUUAAAGUUCAACAACGCCAUCUAUUUGUCGAAAAGUGUAAUGGCAAAAUAAUAGGUAUUGAUUAUUUUCAUUCUAUUUUCCAACUAAUCCUUAGAAACCCUAUCAAAAUGUUAUCAUAUUAAAUUAUUCAUUUAUAAACAAUAGAUGUAGACAUAGUAAAUUUUAUUCUUUAAAAAAAAUAAUUAUAGUAUUUUAAUAAUGAAACCAGAUAAAUCUGAAAACAGCCACAUUAACAACAAUGAACUGAGCAAUGAGUUAAAAAACCAUAUGUUUUGGAUAUUUGGCUACGGAUCAUUGAUAUGGAAAACUAAUUUUCCAUUCAUAAAAAAAUAUCCUGGAUACAUAAAAGGAUACACCAGGCGAUUUUAUCAGUUUAGCCCAGACCAUAGAGGAACCAAUGACUUACCUGGACGAGUAGUGACUCUUUUACCAUCAACUAAUGAAAGUCGAGUAUGGGGUAUAGCGUAUGCGAUUGAAAAUCGAGAUAUAGAUAACGUAUGUGCGGGGUUGGAUCUACGUGAACGUGCCGGUUAUACUAAGAAGGUUGUCCAAUUUCAUACAAAAACAAAUGAAAAUCAAAUACCAUCUGAAGUCACAGUGUAUAUAGCAGACGAAAACAAUGAGUGGUUUGCUGGUGAAGCAUCUAUUCAACAAAUAGCUUCCAGAAUAGCAAUAUGCAGUGGAACCAGUGGAUCAAAUCCGGAAUAUGUACAUAAAUUAGCAGCAGAAAUGAGGCGGAUAGCUCCUGAGGAAGAUGAUAAACAUUUAUUUGAACUUGAAAUAGCUCUGAAAAGCAUCGAAAAUAGUAAGGAAAAACAAAUACUUUAAUCAAAAAUAUAAGACAUUUUUAAUUGAUUCAUGUUUAUUUAUAUAUAAAAAAAAUUAUAUUUUAUUGUUAUAAAUACUAAAUUUGUAUAUAUAUAUAUAUUAUUUUAUUCAA